CCGUUGGCUUUAGCCCCCCAUUUUAUUGCAGUUUGUCAGGACAGCCUCGGAGACUCCUCCAUGGGGGAAGUCAAGACCUCUGCUUCUCUUGGGGCGUCUGUCCAUCCGGCCAUCUGUCGCACACACACUCACUUCUUCACUUGGGACCCCAGGGCCGGGCUCUGCUGGUCGGGCAGGCUGUGGGGGGAUGCAGGUUUGGGGAUGAUAGAACCGGGCCUGAGUCCCAGGUCUGUCACUUGCCAGUGGACGUGUUGAGCCCAGGGCCUGCCCUGCGUGGAGCACGACGGUGACAUCUCCUUGGGAUUCGACGUGAGGGCUCAGACACCUGGCACCAGCUGCAGGCCCAGGCUCCCAGCCCUGCUUCGCUGGUGGCAGCCUGAGAGCCACGCGAGAUGUCCAGCUGGGCACUCCCGGGCCACCCGCCCAGACCCCUUUCCCUGUCCCUGCUAGCAGGCUGGCCACCCGGCAGCCCCAUGUUUACUGAGCGUGCUCUGCAUGGAGCCUGCAAAGGUAUAAUCAGUCUGCUGGUGACACGGGAUUGAGACCGUUGGAAACCACACGGAGGAGAGCCCUUGGCACUGAUCUCGUGUCCGCCAGAACGCACAGUUUCCCGUGCUCCGUCUGCCAUCUUCGCUGACAGGGUCUCACGUCGGAGACGUGGUGUCUGCCAGAGUGUGGUCCGGACCACAGCGCCUGCCCCACCCCCCGGAGCCUGGGCAUCUCGAGGAAGCACCUGCUGGCUGCCUGGGGCCUUUGCACACCCUUGAGUCCACAGUGGCCCCUCAGCCCACUGCGAGCUGCUAGGUGGGCAGACAGACCCCUUUGCAGAUGGGAAACUAGACUCGGAGAGAUCACACACUCCUAGCGAGUGCAGACGCUGAUCUCCAGGCUUCCCUGGGCCUACUUCCUCAGACUGGGGGCCUGGAGAGGGACCCUGUGCCCAGGUGAGUGGGGGAGACGAGGUGCAGGCCUGCCCCUUGAGCGCACGGGGCUGCACUCCCUCUGACCCUCAGGCCACCAGAAAAGACCCGCCUCCUGGGAGGGGCCUUCACCCCAGUGGGGGAGGGGAGGGAGUCUUAAGACCCCUCCUCAGGCUGGGAGUCUCAGAAGCUGCAAGCUCUUGGGACAGGCGGCUCUGACCUCUCGUCCUUGUCCCCGUAGGGGUGGGGACGUGACCGCAGCACAUGCUUUCUGAGGCUCCCUUCAUUGCUGAUCGGUUGACCAUCCCUUGGCAGAGCUAGAAUCUUCCUUCUUCCCCCCGCGGGCCCAGGAAAUGCAGCUGUGCCGCUGGAGCAAGCCUGAGCUCUGUGCGCGAUGGCUGAGGACCAUGUGACCUUGAAGUCUGGGUUGGGGGCCAUGGAGGGAGCCACAGGCAGCCGCCCAGGCCUCCCGGAGAAGCCAGUUCCCAUGGCCUCCAGCCCCACUCUGUCCUCGCUGGGCGCCGUCUUCAUCCUCCUGAAGUCUGCGCUGGGGGCCGGCCUGCUCAACUUCCCCUGGGCCUUCUACAAGGCGGGUGGGGUGACCCCUGCCUUCCUGGUGGAGCUGGUCUCCCUGGUUUUCCUCAUCAGCGGGCUGGUCAUCCUGGGCUAUGCUGCUUCCGUCAGCGGCCAGGCCACCUACCAGGGUGUGGUCGGAGACCUGUGCGGCCCCACCAUUGGGAAGCUGUGUGAGGCCUGCUUCAUUGUCAACCUGCUCAUGAUCUCCGUGGCCUUCCUCAGGGUGAUUGGGGACCAGCUGGAGAAGCUGUGCGACUUCCUGCUGCCCAGCGCCCUGCCAGCCCUGCAGCCCUGGUACGCCGAGCAGCGCUUCACCCUGCCCCUGCUGUCCGCACUGGUCAUCCUGCCGCUGUCCGCCCCGCGGGAGAUCGGGUUCCAGAAAUACACGAGCAUCCUAGGCUCCCUGGCUGCCUGCUACCUGGCCCUGGUCGUCAUGGUGCAGUACUACCUUGGGCCCCCAGGCCUCGUCCGUGAGCCUCGCCCUGCAGCGAGGCCCUCCUCCUGGACCUCCGUGUUCAGCGUGUUCCCGACCAUCUGCUUCGGAUUCCAGUGUCACGAGGCCGCGGUGUCCAUCUACUGCAGCAUGCGCCGCCAGAGCCUUUCCCACUGGGCCCUGGUCUCCGUGCUGUCCCUGCUGGCCUGCUGCCUCAUCUACUCGCUCACAGGGGUUUAUGGCUUCCUGACCUUCGGGAUGGACGUUUCUGCCGACAUCUUGAUGUCCUACCCUGGCAACGAUGUCGUCAUCAUCGUGGCCCGGGCUCUCUUCGGGGUCUCCAUUGUGACUGUCUACCCCAUCGUGCUCUUCCUGGGGAGGUCGGUGAUGCAGGAUUUCUGGAGGAGGAGCUGCUGCCGGGCAGGUGGGCCCGGGGCCCUGGCGGAGCCCUCAGGGCCGUGGGUCCGGGGGCUGCUGACUGUGCUGUGGGUGGCGGUGACGCUGGCCAUGGCCCUGUUCCUGCCCGACCUCAGCGAGAUCAUCGGCAUCAUCGGGGGCGUCAGUUCCUUCUUCAUCUUCAUCUUCCCAGGCCUGUGCCUCAUUUGUGCUGUCGGCAUCGAGCCCCUGACUCCGCGCGUCAAGUGCUGCUUGGAGGUGUGGGGAGCGGUCUCCGUGCUCGUGGGCACCUUCAUCUUCGGACAGAGCACGGUGGCCGCGGCCUUGGAGCUCUUCUGAGCGGGAGGGGGUCGGCCCGGCCUCCACGCGGCGCUGGUGCGGCACCCGUGUCCUUGGAUCAUAAAGAUGCUGCAGAAACGGAUGCGUCCUGUCUCCUGAGGGGGCUCAUUUGGGCUUCUGUGGGUUCGGAGGGUUUCGGGUGCGGUGCCGAGGAGGGUGUAUUGAUGUCCUGGGACGCCCCUAGCAGAAGGCCAUGUGCUGGGGGCCUCAGACAGCAGCCAUCAGUCCCCGCAGUCCCGGAGGCUGGGGUCUGAGAUCGAGGCUUGGGCAAGGCUGUGCUCCCUCGGAGGGCUCUCGGCGAGCCCUCCCGCCUUCAGCCUCCUCCGGCCGCUGGUGUUGCUGGCCAUCCUGGGCAUGGCUUGGCCUGUAGGUACACCCCGCUCGCCUUGGCUCCCUGCCCCCGACAUGGCGUCCGCCCUGCGUGUCUGUCCAGAGUUCCCUCCUCCGACGAGGACGCCAGUCACUGGCUCUGAACCACCCUAGUGCAGGGUGACCUCCCCCUAACUUAGAGGCUGCAAAGAUGUCACAGUCACAGGUCCCCAGAGUCGGGACUUCCGCUUACCAUCUCCAGGGGACACAGUUCAGACCAGAAGUUGGGACUGAGGCCCAGGGACCUCAGCUUUGGCCCCCACUCUGAUGGGAGGACCCCGAGGAGAGCCCCCUUUCCCUUCCGGCUGGACCUGAAGAGCCUGGGAGCCCAGUGGACAGUUGGCUCCGUCCUUCCUUCACGACCCCAGCCAGUCCUGGGGUCAGGGUCACACCUGCAGCUGGGGACAGGGGGCCCCGGGGGUUGGCCCCGGGCCCAGAGUAGGGGAGAGGGUGGGGAGGGAGGCGGCCAGGGGCCCGGCUGCUCCUGUCGCUGUGCUCGUUGGCACUGACCCUGCAUGGGACCUGGGGUGUCCGGGCCGUCACUGGAUCUGUGCCACUCUUCCUGUGCCUUGGGACGUCGGCCGGAAGCAGCGGGGCUGGAGUCGGGAGAUGGUGGUGAGAAAGCUGUGCCCCCAGCAGUCCCUGCCUGGCCCCGGGGAGCAUGAGGCUGCCGUCUGCGUGGACCCGCUGCUUCCGGACCCCCGUGAGCUGCCUUCGCGUCUGGCUCCGUUGACCUCAGCGUGUUUUCACAUUCGUCCGUUUUACAGGUUGGCGGGGAGUGUGACCUGAGACGUCCCCGCAACGCCGUCGGCGCAGAGGCUGGCCUGUCACUGGCCACGGUGUCCGCCGUGCGUGAGGGUAGACACUCGUCUCAAAUCAUCCUGCAGACGUGGCCGAGGGAGGUUUUGUGUCACAGGUGACGAGUUCUGCUCUGAGUGGCGUGGGCCGCCGGGGGCUCUGGGGAGGGUCUUUCCCCUGGCUCCGGUGCCCCCCAUGGCUGGGCAGGGACGCCAGCCCCAGGCGCUGCCAGGCCCCUGCGAAGCUCCGCUCCUCCGACACAGGCCGGCCCCCACACACGCCCCACGGCAGGUUCGGGUCUGGAACUGGACACGGUGAGAAUGUGCAUUGGCCGCUGAACGCAGGUGGGGACCUUUUUGAUGUGGACACGUGAGCUGAUGGGGAGGGGCGGCGGUUGAGGUCAGCUUGAUGUCACGCCGAAGGAGCCGUCGUAGGUGUACGAUUCAGUUACUGCAGUGUUGGGUGGACACCUCCGCCUGGUUCCCAAACACUCCUGUCACCCCAGCAGGAAACCCCGUCACUCCCUCCUCCCUCGGACCCCAGCCCGGAAAGCCCUAGUCUUCUCUCCGUGCCUAGAGACGAGACUAUUCUAGACGUUCCGCGUGAAUGGGAUCACAUGCUAGAUCCCUCCGUGGCUGGUCUCGUGCAUGUGGCUUUGUGUUUUCACGGGUUAUUCGUGAUGUGCAGGGGUCCGUACUGCGUUUCUGUGGCUGAACGGGACUCCCUGGUGUGGCCGGAGCCCACGUGGCCUGUCCCCCCGCUGACGGCCUUCGGAGCUUGGACCCGUCCUUGCUCACAUGUGUCUCCUUAGUCGGCUGGGGGUGUGGGGUAGACCUAGGAAUGGGCUGGCCAGCUCCUAGAGUACCCGUCUUUGAGGAACCUCAUCGAUGUCUUAAUGACCCAGCCUAGAGCUGUUCUCACGUGUCUGUGCUGAGUGGCACAGGGGCUUGGGCACCGGGCUGGGGACGGGUGGCUCUGGGUUGGGAUGUAAGUGGUGCCCUUAGCUUGCUGUGUGACCUCUGGUGAGUCGCUUGCCCUCUCUGUUUACAUACCCCCGACCCCUGCCAGGAACCUGCCUAUCCCGGCGCGGCACAGGCAGCACCAAGGGAGAUGGUGUCUGCGUGCCUGGUUGUGAAGUGUACAUUCAGCGGGCGCUCUGGUACCUUUUGGGGCUGGAAUCUGUUCUCCCCGGAGCCUCUUCCCACCCACUCAGAAUCCACGGAGGCUCCGUGAGCUCCAGCUGCCGUCAGCAGAGAUGCUACAGUCCGGGUGCAGUGCGCGGGCCGGCGUGCAGGACGUGUGGCAGACGUGUAACACGCCCAGCUCGUGGGGUUCCUCAGCUAUACCCCAAGGAGCCUCAGCCCCGAGAAUCUUUGUAAAACUGCCGUGCUGAUGGGAGCAGCACUGGCUUUGGGGGUGCUUGUGGAUGCUGCGGGCAGGACCCUGGGACAUGCCACUCUCAAGAGCGGAGAGGCUGCGGCAGGGACGUGCUGCUGGGAG
Messenger RNA from Mustela erminea (ermine), 5331 nucleotides. RefSeq names its product solute carrier family 38 member 8 (gene SLC38A8). Gene Ontology annotation, biological process: amino acid transmembrane transport. Gene Ontology annotation, molecular function: amino acid transmembrane transporter activity. The record is from RefSeq and is a predicted model, not a curated record. The transcript is spliced from 15 exons. Lineage: Eukaryota; Metazoa; Chordata; Mammalia; Carnivora; Mustelidae. Bases 1315 to 2664 code for a protein of 449 amino acids.